AUGGAUGGCAAGAAGAAAAGCGCCAUCGACGCGAAGCCCAAUCCCCAUAUCUUCACAGUCGUAUCACAGCAGAAGUUCACGUGUCAGCGGCAAACUGUCUUGCUCGUUCAAAGCAACAAGAAAUACACUGACCAUGUGUCAAACUGUCUGGACCAGAAAUCGUGUAUUGAAAAGAAGAGGCUGGAAGAGGAGGAGUUGAGAAAAAAGAAGAACAAGGGAAGUUGA
Molecule: messenger RNA, 225 nt
Organism: Fusarium pseudograminearum CS3096
Lineage: Eukaryota; Fungi; Ascomycota; Sordariomycetes; Hypocreales; Nectriaceae
Exons: 4
Coding region: 1-225 (74 amino acids)
Source: RefSeq, a predicted model, not a curated record